GCAAGACGUCAGAAUAACAAGUUGCAUUUACAACUGGCAACGCAAAACGCAGUUUUACCCCUCUGGACUCCACCCUGGCUUCAGAAGAGGGGCAGCUGGCCACAGUCAGGAUGACGUUGGCAGUCUUUUUGUUGUGUUUUCUGCAUUUGGCCAUUGCUACUGCCGGACUCUUCACCCGCAACGAUCUGCAAGCCGUCUGCAGCAAUUUGUCAGUCAGCACGCCUCAAGCCCCUCAGGGGCCAGGACCUUUGAACCAAGGCAGAGUGAGACCACUGUUUGCAAGGAGAGGACAGUAUGAACGACAAAGGAUUAAUGUGCCGUCCAAAGAGGUCCUGGUUCCUCCAAAUGACCUUCGCCCUCCUUCUAACGUGGCACCCAAACCUGUGAAGCCAAACUGCUCUCAGUUUACACAAAGUUGUUUGCCCCAGUCUGGCUGCUGUGACCCAUUUGCCUCAUGCCACUGCCGCUUCUUCAACGCAAUCUGCUUCUGCCGGAUGACAAAUUCUUUAUACAAGAAGAAAACAUAAAGAACACCAGAAAAACAAAACGGACGCACAAAAAUAAACUCAAACACAAACAGAGAUGCAGUCGCUCACGCUGCCUGAAUUGUGUAAUAGCCGUCUAUGCAUCAUAUGGACAAGACAAUAGGCAUCAUCUCACAAAAGCAGCCUUUUAAGACAGUAAAUGCACAUUUAAAGGAGUUUAAAUAACUUGUGAAAGGCAGCUGCUUGGAAAAACUAUUCACCAUAUACUUAAGCUUAAAUUCUCCAUAAAUGUGUUAAUUCUUAUUUGAAUUCCUUUGAACCAUACUUAAUGUAUAUUAUCAAUAUUUUUAUUAUCGUUGUUGUAGUUCUCAUUUUUGAUACUGCUGACAAUGUUGCAUUUCACCAAUGUUUCAGCACCAGUGUCCUGUGACUAUACAUGUUUUAUAUUGUUUUGUGUUAGUAGUUAGUAAUGUUAUGUCCAUAAUUGUGUAAAUUACAAGAGUGUCAUCUGAGUAAUUGAAUCAAUUUAUUUUUAACUAUGUUUUUCUUAUGUU
Messenger RNA from Micropterus dolomieu (smallmouth bass), 1039 nucleotides. RefSeq names its product agouti-signaling protein-like. Lineage: Eukaryota; Metazoa; Chordata; Actinopteri; Centrarchiformes; Centrarchidae. Gene Ontology annotation, cellular component: extracellular region. The record is from RefSeq and is a predicted model, not a curated record. The transcript is spliced from 3 exons. Gene Ontology annotation, molecular function: neuropeptide hormone activity; type 1 melanocortin receptor binding. Bases 111 to 527 code for a protein of 138 amino acids. Gene Ontology annotation, biological process: neuropeptide signaling pathway; positive regulation of feeding behavior; hormone-mediated signaling pathway.